This is a messenger RNA of Calypte anna (Anna's hummingbird), 1133 nucleotides long. It is a transcript of the gene DUSP29, whose product is annotated as dual specificity phosphatase and pro isomerase domain containing 1. Gene Ontology annotation, cellular component: cytoplasm. Lineage: Eukaryota; Metazoa; Chordata; Aves; Apodiformes; Trochilidae. The record is from RefSeq and is a predicted model, not a curated record. Gene Ontology annotation, biological process: negative regulation of MAPK cascade; protein dephosphorylation. The transcript has 5 exons. The coding region runs from base 242 to 898 and encodes 218 amino acids. Gene Ontology annotation, molecular function: protein tyrosine/serine/threonine phosphatase activity; MAP kinase phosphatase activity.
GUUCUGUUGCACUUCACAGGACCCAGCUCCCUAGAGCACCCACCUCAGGUACAGUGGAUUUUCUAGGAAACAGAUUUCCAGUGGAGACCAAACUUCUGUGAUCACAAACCUUUGGUUUUUGUUCCUGUGUGCUCAUCCAACAAAGUAUUCCUUGCCUAGUUCAGAGGAGGCUGAAAUCCAUGUAUGGACCUGCAGCUGCCACAGAGCAGAUUCUUGCGUAUCCUGAGCACACCAUCAUUCCAUGGACAAGAUGUCAUCAGCAGGUUUAAAGGCUGGGAAGAAGAAUGCAUACACAGCAAUCAAAGUAGAUCCUGGUGAGGAUUAUUGUACCCCAGGGGCAUUUGAACUGGAGCGACUCUUCUGGAAAGGAAGCCCCAAGUACACUCAUGUCAACGAAGUCUGGCCCAACCUCUACAUAGGAGAUGAGAAAACUGCCUUAGAUCGCUACAGCCUGGAGAAAGCAGGCUUCACCCACAUCCUCAACGCAGCCCACGGGGAGAGGAAUGUCAACACAGGACCAGAAUAUUACCAAGACAUGCCUGUGGAGUACCAUGGAGUGGAAGCAGAUGAUCUCCCCACUUUCGACCUCAGCCAGUUCUUUUAUUCAGCCUCUGAAUUCAUUGAUAACGCCCUUCAGGAUGAAAGAAACAAGGUCCUGGUUCACUGUGCCAUGGGUCGCAGCCGCUCAGCCACCUUGGUCUUGGCUUACCUGAUGAUUUACAAGAACAUGAGCGUGGUGGAUGCCAUUGAGCAAGUCUCAAGACACCGAUGCAUCCUGCCAAACAGGGGCUUCCUGAAGCAGCUGAGAGAACUGGACAUAGCCUUGGCACUACAGAGGACCAACACCAAAACCAGCCCACCAGCUGCUGCUGCUGCUGAGAACAGCACCACCAUCUAAGUAUUGCUCCUGGCAGGGUUGUGCUACUGGAAAAGAAACUUCAGAAGAGAAGGGGAAGGUGGAGUUAAUGACACAGUCACAAGGAACAUUUGUUAUUUGGAGGGAAAAACCCAAGUCGUUUCAAAGGCUGUUGAGAGAGAAGCCAAAUUUAAAACCCAGUUUGCUAGAACGUUCCUGACUUAGCAGAAUUCUUUGUGACAUCCACAAAUAAAGUUUUUUCUGUAAAAAAAAAAAA